Messenger RNA from Enhydra lutris kenyoni (northern sea otter), 1594 nucleotides. Its product is annotated as Pim-2 proto-oncogene, serine/threonine kinase. Gene Ontology annotation, cellular component: cytoplasm. Gene Ontology annotation, molecular function: protein serine/threonine kinase activity; ATP binding. The coding region runs from base 95 to 1030 and encodes 311 amino acids. The record is from RefSeq and is a predicted model, not a curated record. Gene Ontology annotation, biological process: negative regulation of apoptotic process; regulation of mitotic cell cycle; protein autophosphorylation. Lineage: Eukaryota; Metazoa; Chordata; Mammalia; Carnivora; Mustelidae. The transcript is spliced from 6 exons.
CCUGGCGCCCCCAAGUCCUGGCUCCCCAGCCUCGCUACCCCGGGCAUCCACGCCCUGCGGGCUCAGCGGGCUCAAUCUGCGCAGCACCACCUCCAUGUUGACUAAGCCUCUGCAAGGGCUCCCCGUGGCCCCCGUGACCCCCACGCCGCCGCCAGGAGGCAAGGAUCGCGAAGCGUUCGAGGCCGAGUACCGACUCGGCCCCCUCCUUGGUAAGGGGGGCUUUGGUACCGUCUUCGCAGGACAUCGCGUCACAGACCGACUCCAGGUGGCCAUCAAAGUGAUCCCCCGGAAUCGCGUGCUGGGCUGGUCACCCUUGUCAGACUCAGCCACAUGCCCACUGGAAGUGGCAUUGCUAUGGAAGGUGGGUGCAGGCGGUGGGCACCCUGGCGUGAUCCGCCUGCUUGACUGGUUUGAGACACCAGAAGGCUUCAUGCUCGUCCUCGAACGGCCGUUGCCUGCCCAGGAUCUCUUUGACUACAUCACAGAGCAGGGCCCAUUAGGUGAGGGCCGAAGCCGCUGCCUGUUUGCCCAGGUAGUGGCAGCUGUUCGCCACUGCCACGCCCGUGGAGUUGUCCAUCGUGACAUCAAGGAUGAGAACAUCCUGAUGGAUCUCCGCCGGGGCUGUGCCAAACUCAUUGAUUUUGGCUCCGGUGCCCUGCUUCAUGAUGAACCCUAUACUGAUUUUGAUGGGACAAGGGUGUACAGCCCCCCCGAGUGGAUCUCUCGUCACCAGUAUCACGCACUCCCAGCCACUGUCUGGUCACUGGGUAUCCUCCUCUAUGACAUGGUAUGUGGGGACAUUCCCUUCGAGAGAGACCAGGAGAUUCUGGAGGCUGAGCUCCACUUCCCUGCCCAUGUGUCCCCAGACUGCUGUGCCCUAAUCCGCCGGUGCCUGGCCCCCAAACCCUCUGCCCGACCCUCACUGGAGGAGAUACUGCUGGACCCCUGGAUGCAGACACCAGCUGAGGAUGCACCCCUCAAUGCCCCCAAGGGGGGGCCCACCCCUUUGGCCUGGUCCCUGCUGCCCUAGUCCUAGCCAGGCCCCCGCUAGUUGGAAUAGCCGUCCCAUGGCAUGCCACAGGGAUAGAUGGACAUCUGUUGACCUGGUUAUACAGGUCAUUAAAAAUCCAGUGUUGUUAGGGUCAGAGAUUGGGGAUCAGGGGUCAGGAGACAUAAACCAAGUCUGCCCACUCCCCAUCCCAAUUCUGCUAAGGAGCCUUCCUCCCAGAACUUAUGGUCUCUUAUUCUGGAGGGCGGGGGGAACUUCCUUAUUUCUCAUUUUGCUAAGGGUGUUUAUUUGGUUGAGGUUCCUUCCAUUCUGAGCCCCAGGACUCUUAUUCUGAUGAGUUGUAACCCCUACACUGGCACCUCCUGCUGCCACCACACACACUUAGUUCAAAUGCUCUCACUUGGGCAAGGGUGCUUUCCUUCCAAUGCCCCAGCAGCUCUUAUUUUAGCAAAAGGACCCUUUCCCCUAGCCCAGGGUCCUAUAUUCAGUCAAGCUGCUUGCCUACCUCAGCCCAGGGUUGCUGAUUCUGGGGGAGGUAAUGCCCUAUUGUUAUCCCAGGACUUUUUUUUAAUUAUUUUUAUUAUU